This is a messenger RNA of Caenorhabditis elegans, 270 nucleotides long. RefSeq lists its product as uncharacterized. The record is from RefSeq and is marked reviewed. NCBI's taxonomy places the organism in Eukaryota, Metazoa, Nematoda, Chromadorea, Rhabditida, Rhabditidae. The transcript is spliced from 2 exons. The coding region runs from base 61 to 270 and encodes 69 amino acids.
UUGCUUUAUUUAAACUAGUCAGCCCAAACUACAAAAAACUAGUGUUACUCAUUGUUCACAAUGCUUGGCCUCCUCAUCUUCCUUUUCUUGAUCUCCAUUCCAGUUGUUCACAGUUAUGCUGUUCGCACACACACAAACUUGACAACUGAGCAAAUGAACAAGUUUCGUAUUGAUCAAGAAUCCAUCAACAUUGUUUCAAUUGGAAAAUUUUCACAGUACGACAAGAUUGCACUCAGUAUGGCCACUGCAAUGUGCCUCUAUAUUUUGUGA